AUGAACCGACCGUUGUUUGUGCGCAUAGUCAACAAGCUAUCCGAGUUACGCUACUUUCAGCCUAUACCGGAUACUACUGGGAAGCCGGGUUUUACUGGUUUACAAAAAUGCACGGCCGCUAUUCGUAUGUUGGCAUAUGGCACUGCCGCUGAUGCAACGGACGAAUACCUCAGAAUGGGUGCGAGCACGGCGCUUGCAUGCUUGCACAAAUUUGUGAAAGCAAUCAUACUUUUUUACGAAGAUGACUACCUUAGACGGCCUACACCAGCCGAUCUCAAACGAUUACUCAAGGAGUCAGAGAGGCGUGGAUUUCCCGGCUGCAUAGGAAGCAUUGACUGUAUGCAUUGGGAAUGGAAAAAUUGUCUUACGGCAUGGAAAGGACAAUAUGCACGGGGCCAUGGAAAACCGACAAUCGUGUUAGAGGCCGUAGCGUCCUACGAUCUAUGGAUUUGGCACGCAUUUUUCGGCCCCCCAGGUACUUUAAACGACAUUAAUGUUCUACACCGCUCACUCGUGUUUGAUGAUAUAUUACAAGGCCACGCUCCAAAGGUGUCGUUCUCUGUUAAUGGGCACCACUACAAGAUGGCUUACUAUCUUACAGAUGGUAUCUAUCCGGAAUGGUCGACUUUCGUCAAACCAAUUCCUCAGCCACAAGAACCGAAAGCACAAUUAUUUGAUAUGCUUCAAUCGGCCAAACGAAAAGAAGUUGAGCGCGCUUUUGGAGUCUUGCAAGCUCGGUUCGCAAUUGUUAAAAACCCAGCUCUUUCAAUGGACAAGGAAAAGAUAGGAAAUAUAAUGAAGGCAUGUAUCAUUUUACACAAUAUGAUUGUGGAAGAUGAAAGAAAAGCUGGCACUCAACGUUAUGAAACGGAAUUUCAACCAGGAGGAGGAGACGGAAGCGGGUCUUCUUCACAAACACGAGUCACGGAUCCAGCACACUUGCCAUCGAACGUCCACAAUAUUAUGGCUACUCGAGAUGAUUUUCGUGAUAAACAAAAGCAUCACCAAUUGAAAACUGAUUUGGUUGAGCAUAUUUGGAAUAAAUUUGGGACACAUCAACCCGAUGCUAAAGGCUUCCACGUCACCUUCGUCAACACCGUUUACAACCACAACCGUCUACUCCGGUCGCGUGGGCCCAACGCACUGGACGGAAUUCCUUCCUUCCGGUUCGAGGCCAUCCCUGACGGUCUACCUGAGACCGACCUGGACGCCACACAGGACAUCCCUGCCCUUUGCGAGUCCACUAUGAAGAACUGUCUAGCUCCUUUCAAGGAGCUUCUCCAGCGGAUCAACGCCCAAGAUGAUGUUCCUCCGGUGAGUGGUAUUGUAUCAGACGGUGUCAUGAGCUUUACACUUGACGCUGCAGAGGAACUUGGUGUCCCGAAAGUUCUUCUUUGGACUCCCAGUGCUUGUGGCUUCAUGGCUUAUCUACACUUUCAUCUCUUCAUGGAGAAGGGUUUAUCUCCUUUUAAAGGUAUGUGUUCUAAUACUUUAAUUGAACGGUUACAAUAUUAA
Molecule: messenger RNA, 1515 nt
Organism: Microthlaspi erraticum
Lineage: Eukaryota; Viridiplantae; Streptophyta; Magnoliopsida; Brassicales; Brassicaceae
Source: the annotation of a GenBank genome assembly